CACACUUUCGCACCCAUCAGAAGUUGCAAUUGUGAAAGAAGAUUCGAGGGUAUUGAAUCGUUUUGGAUUUAAGACGGGGAGACUCGCAAUUUGGAAGAAAAGAUGGGGAGAGGCGUCGUAUUGGCGGGUUUCUUGGUCGUCGCAAUGCUGGCUUGCCUCGGAGGUGCGGCGGCGACAGAGUAUGUAGUCGGCGAUAGCCGAGGUUGGACCACGUCGAACAUCACUGUUGGGUAUUACGACGAGUGGGCCGCCAACAAAACUUUCAGGGGCGGCGACAGUUUGAAGUUUGUAUGGAAUGGGAUGCACAACGUCGCGAACGUAUCAAGAGAAGAAUACGACAACUGCACUAAAGUGGUCUCAUAUUUCGAGGGUGGCGAAGCCUUUACGUUCACAUUGCCAGCGGACGCAAGUGGCUCAUACUAUUUCAUCUCCACCGUUGAUGCUGAUUGCGAGAAUGGGCUGAAGCUAGCCAUCAGCAACAUCGUUAGCCUGACCCCAACCGAGUCACCGAAUAGCUCAGCUUCCUCAAUCACCGCCGGCGCCUUGUCUGUGCUGGUUCUCGUAUCAUCAAGCAUCAUCGCAAUGUUUAUGAACUAGAUUUGGGUCAUAGGGGAGGAGGAUGAUGAAUUUUCCUUUUUUAGCUCGUGUUAAUUUGGUUGUUCAUUGGUCAUUCAUAUUUAUGUAUUGUAUGGAAUAAAAAGAGGGUCCUGUAAGGUCAUUCAUAUUUAUGUAUUGUAUGGAAUAAAAAGAGGGUCCUGUAAGUUUUAGAUGUCA
Syzygium oleosum is the source of this 774-nucleotide messenger RNA. Its product is annotated as mavicyanin-like. The transcript has 2 exons. Gene Ontology annotation, cellular component: plasma membrane. The record is from RefSeq and is a predicted model, not a curated record. The coding region runs from base 103 to 597 and encodes 164 amino acids. Gene Ontology annotation, molecular function: electron transfer activity. NCBI's taxonomy places the organism in Eukaryota, Viridiplantae, Streptophyta, Magnoliopsida, Myrtales, Myrtaceae.